Messenger RNA from Nothobranchius furzeri (turquoise killifish), 863 nucleotides. Its product is annotated as m-AAA protease-interacting protein 1, mitochondrial. The record is from RefSeq and is a predicted model, not a curated record. Gene Ontology annotation, molecular function: ribosome binding. Gene Ontology annotation, cellular component: mitochondrial inner membrane. Gene Ontology annotation, biological process: protein insertion into mitochondrial inner membrane from matrix. Lineage: Eukaryota; Metazoa; Chordata; Actinopteri; Cyprinodontiformes; Nothobranchiidae.
AUGACCCUUUACAGGGUUAAUGAAAUGUCACUCAGAACCCCCAUCGCUCUCUGUCAGUGUAACGCAUUUGCAACUUUAGAGUGCCUGUGGACUUACUAUGUGACACUGCAGUCUGCUUCCAGCACAUUUCCUCUAUAUCUAAGAUUACACCGGAUCCGCUGCAGAGUCCAGAUGGUUCUGGUUUAUCUGUUCUUUGAGAUCAGUUUAAACUCUACUGAGUUUGAGAGAGGAAUGAAGCAGGCUUUGGUCCAGAUCUCCUGGAAGAUGUCCUGUGGGAGGUACCAUGAGCUGAAAGGGCUCGUGUCUGAUGAAAUGCGUGAACAUGUGGAAAAGAGGUGUCGGUCUUUGAGUGAUGCUCAGAGGAAGCAGCUUGCUGUCAAUAUAGACGAUUUGCUAUUCAUGCUGCCAAUAGAUAUUUCUGUUGUUUAUGAUCAGAAUGGUAGAAAGUUCUGCUCCAUCCUCGUGAGGUUCUGGUUCUUGUCGUCACACGAAGGACCAGAGGACCCAGAAGGAACUAAGAUCUUCAAAGUGUCCUCCAGUGAAGAUGGCAGCCUACAGAUGAAAGUUGCCACUGCUGUUUAUGAGUACGGAUCCUGAAGUUUGAGUCUUUUUCUGUUGUUUACAAAGAGUCUGAGCUGCGUCUGCCGGCUCUUUGCUCAGAUCAACUUUCUGAUUGUUAAUUAGCUCGACUGUUGUGUGCCAAAAGGUUUGUUUACUUUAUUUCUCCCUAUAGAGACGUUUGAACGACAAAAAGAACAAACAUUUACUCAGAGAAAUAAUUAUGAACUGGAAAAAUCUCAGUGUCUGUUUUUUUCCACAGCUGAUGGUUUUCAGAGUAUUCCACUGCUGAGCAAAAGUUUUAA